AUGGGGAACCAGAACCUCAUGAGUAGGGGAGAGUUGGGACCAGUAGUCAGUCAACCAGCCAAGAGACACAGUGGCAGCUUCGGGACGAGGCUGUACGAGCAUUGUGGCAUGGGAGGUGAGAUGAUAGAGCUGACGGACGCCUGCCCCAACCGCACGGACCCUUUCCGAGUGUCCAACUUCAACCCCUGCAACGUGAUGGAUGGCCCCUGGCUGCUGUGCGAGCUGUCCCUCUACUACCUGAGGACAGGCCGGUACAGGAGCUUCAGCGACUGGAGCGGCAACAGCUCCAGGAUCAGCUCCAUCAGGCGUCUCAUGGAUCUCUGA
Xiphias gladius (swordfish) is the source of this 324-nucleotide messenger RNA. Its product is annotated as gamma-crystallin M3-like. Gene Ontology annotation, molecular function: structural constituent of eye lens. NCBI's taxonomy places the organism in Eukaryota, Metazoa, Chordata, Actinopteri, Istiophoriformes, Xiphiidae. Gene Ontology annotation, biological process: lens development in camera-type eye; visual perception. Bases 1 to 324 code for a protein of 107 amino acids. The record is from RefSeq and is a predicted model, not a curated record. The transcript is spliced from 3 exons.